Lytechinus pictus (painted urchin) is the source of this 5246-nucleotide messenger RNA. Its product is annotated as galactosylceramide sulfotransferase-like. Gene Ontology annotation, molecular function: galactosylceramide sulfotransferase activity. Lineage: Eukaryota; Metazoa; Echinodermata; Echinoidea; Temnopleuroida; Toxopneustidae. Bases 1120 to 2340 code for a protein of 406 amino acids. The record is from RefSeq and is a predicted model, not a curated record. Gene Ontology annotation, cellular component: membrane. The transcript is spliced from 3 exons. Gene Ontology annotation, biological process: glycolipid biosynthetic process.
AGAGAGGGAGGGAGAGAGAGGAAGAAAGGGAGAAUGUGAAAGAAAGGGAGGUAUAAAGAGAGAAAGUGGCAUGUAUCGGUCAUACCAUGGACCUAUAGUAGGUCCAUGGUCAUAUUAUGCUAUAGCGGGAGUCAUGCAAACCGAUGAUAAAAGUAUUUCCGCAGUAAGUGGACACGUUGCGAUGUUGGCUGCUGUGUGCAAUUAAAUCAUAAACCGUUCACAAUGAUGAGCAUACCAGGGAAUACACAUGGAUGCACGCAACUGCUAUGUGCGCACUGCAUCAGAAACUGAACCAUCAGGUUGGACCAGUCUCCUCAACGAAUCCCUGAUUGAACCAGGGACGGAUGUGGGCCUACACAUAAUGACGAUUUCCUUCAUUAACAAUUGGAUGUAGAAAUACAGAAAUGAUGAGUUAUGCAGCUAGCGUACUACAUAAAACGGAAACCAAGCCGGAAGUUUUCAACACUGUUUAACUUGAUUACUGGGUCUACGGUGAGCUGUAUUUGCACAAAGGUAUGCCCUAUUUAUAAAUGUCAUCAUAUUAGCAGGACCAUGGACUAGUAGGUGUAGUAGGUCCAUGGUAGGACCAAUUUUAAUCUGCAUCUGAUGAGUUCUCAUGUCGCUGAUCGGGAAUUAUUACAUGUAUCUGUCUCUGCUAUGGUAACUCAAGUACUGAAGUAGGCAGGGUAGCUUUUUGUUGGAAUAACGUCAAGCUGGUGUAUAUAAAUGGAUGAAUAUCACCAAUUGCAUGGGAAACAUUUUACUAUUUUACAUCUAAGUUAAAUCAGCAAUCCGGCAUAGUAACUGACCGUAUAGAAGACAGAAAUUAAACUCUUGGCCUAUCGAUGAAAUUAUCCUAUUGCACGAAAUGCUUUUAGAAGUUGUUUGAACCAAGGAGAUAGAGUGAUAUCUCCUUGUUUGAACCAGGCAUCGUCUGUAUCGUGAGAUAGGAUCCAUAAUGGAUGUACAAGCCUGAACACUGCACUGAUGAGUGAUGAGUGGUGAUAAAAUUUAUCAAUCAGUUGAGAUAUGGAACGAGGAUGCAAGCAGAAUGAGAAAGUGAGGAUUCUUUCGCCAUAGAUGCAUCUAUAACCACGGCCAGUCCGGCUACCAGUCACGAUGGAACUCAGGAAGAAAGAAAUGAUCCCCUUAACCUGUACUAUCGUUGCAAUUUUGAUGUGUGUCAUCUUUAGCCACCACAAUGGUUUUACCGUCGUGCACACCAUACAGGCGGGACUAGAUGUGGAACCAGUGCAAUCAGUAUCUCGGAAACAACUCCCUAAACCGGCAACAAGCCUUGUCUUUGUUAAAACCCAUAAAACUGGCGGGACGACUUUGGCAUCGAUUCUCAACCGAUUCGGGUACAAUCAUCGUCUCUCGUUUCUCUUCAAUCGGGGAGAUAAGAAGCAUGGCCACUUCCGGUUGUCUAAACUGGCUAAAAAGAAACCUCGCAGCUUCCUGCCUCCGCUUUGCGUUGCUACGGGUGACUAUACGCAUUACAGGAAUUACAGUAUGAUGACAGCGCACCUGAGAUUUCUACCGAAUCUAGAAAACCUGAAACGAUUUAUGAAGCCCGAUUGCAAGUAUGUGUCCAUCCUCCGUGAGCCGAGCGCGCAGUGGGAAAGCGCGUUUUCCUUUUUCGGCGCUGCAAGCUCCAUGCAUAUCAGUAAAAGCGGGCGGGGGAACACGAGCGUUGCGAACAUCGCAACCUUUUUGAGCAAGCCUGAAUAUUAUUGGAAUUCCGCCAGGGGUGGCAAUGCCAAGUUCUACUCAAGGAACGGACAGCUUUUCGAAUUCACCGAAGAUGGCGCCAUCCACAGAUAUGAAGACAUCGUCAAUGACACGAUUCAGCAGCUCGAUGUGCAUCUCGACUUGGUUCUCAUAACAGAACACUUCGACGAGUCGCUUAUUCUGCUCAAAAAUCUAAUGCACUGGACUUUCAAAGAUAUAUUAUACGUGAAGAAAAAUGCGCGAGCAAGAACGUCCAAUAUAACCGAAGAACAACGGCAACAAAUUAGAGAGUGGAACAGUGCUGAUGUUUCUCUUUACAGUCAUUUCAAUAGGACGUUAUGGAGAAAGAUAGAGGAGGGAGGGGCGACCUUUCAGAAAGAUUUAUGGACGUUCAGGAGAAUGAUGUGGGACUAUGCUACGGGGUGCGGUAUAGAGAACAAGGAAGCCGCGCGGAAGGGACAGAAAAUGUUGCGCGUCGCUCACGUGACUAAGAACAACUCGCUUUUCUGCAAACGACUGGUGAGCGAAAAUUACGAGAUUUCGACAUUGAUCAUGGAAAGACAACGAUUGGGAGCCCAAUGCGAAGUAAAGAGGAACAAGGUUUUAUAAACAUGCGUUGAGGAUCAGUCAGACGGUAGGUCCCAAGAAAGUGGCUUCUUUCAUCCAAGUGAUAUUCAUGACUUGAGAUGUUUUGCAUAUUUAAUGAGCUUGAUGCGAACCAAAACCCCUCUUUUCAUUCGGUCAUUGCUGCUCUAAUUGAGCAUGGAAUUUCAUGAUUUUAGUAUCAUUGACUUUUGUAAAGAAGAAGAAUAACUCUUUCAGGUCAUGUGUUUGAAUUUAUUCAAAGAUUUUGUAAUGUAAGUUAAAAUUUUGAUCUAAAAUAUGCUACAAAAUAAUUAUUUUCACCUGACAAAAGCUGCAAUUUUCACACUUAAUUUUUGUUUGAGUACAAAUGAUUUUUAAAUCAUGAUAAAGCUGAAUAUGUAUGCUAUAAAAUGGUAUAGGUUUCAUAAUAAGAAUUGGUUUAAUCGGGUCAAGAUCACACUUUUCAUUGGCCAAUUACAUAAAGCAGCUUGAAAAGAAGAAUACUGCACUUUGAUUGGUCAAAGAGACCACACACUGGCAAAUUCCAACGGUUCCAGUGCCUGGGUUCAUGGGAAGGACACACUUCCCAUGUGGUAAUCUCCUCAAAUUACCCGCGCCUGUUGUACUGUGAACCUUAUCUAGCCAAUCAGAACUCUGGAUUUCAUGCAAGUACAAAAUUUCAGAAAUCUCGUCUUGUACCUCGGUGGGAAAAGUGUGAUCUUGACCCGAUUAAAAGGUGCCGCAUAUCAAGAGUGGCAUUGUGAGAAAGUACAGAAGUUCAGCUUUAUGGUGAUAUAUAUAUAUCAUUGAGGCUCAAAAUAAAAAGUUUUGCACAAUUUGCAAAAGAAAACAGAGGAAGAAAAUUCAGUUUUGAGGCACAUUUUCAGGCCAGAAAUUUACUUAUUUAUCAAAAUAUUGUAUACAAAAUAAAUGACCAAUAUGAAAAAAUAACAUUUACUCUAUCUGAUGGUGCAAUAAUAUUUCAUUUAACUUGAGGUUAAAACGGUUAAAUUCUUAGAGAAAGAAAAUCUCACGAAUCACGAGAUUUUGCAAGGAGGAGGAUUCAGCCACGAGAUGAUUUGGAUGAAUCUGGCCUUUUUGCUCAUUAGCAUAGGGAUCUGCGGUCUGACUGGGAUGUACUGUUCAAGAUAUCCCCACCCUUCAAAAAAAAAGAUAAAUAAAAGAAAUUAUUGGAAAAAAUGGAAUGUCGACUCUUACAGGCAUUUUGAAAGGAAUAAAGGAUAUUUUUUAUGUGGAUAGAUACUCUCUUUUUUUAAAGCGCUUGAACAUUCCGAUUCAUGAUUUUGUACAUUCAGGGCAAUGAUUGCGCCCCCUUCGGCCAUGUUAAAAGAAUUCUCAAAACCGAAGAAUCUAAAUGACUUGUUAAUGGUUCAGCUGAAUGCAACUCUUAUUUUAGCAAUUUGAAUAUUUUCCAAUUAAAUAAUUUUUUGUUAGUCAAAUUUGACUAGGACAAAGUCUGACUAUAAAUAAAAUAUUCUUAUCAAAUGACUUUACGUGUCAGUUCCAGUCAAUCGACAAAUAUUCUUUAGUGAUUUUAACUAGCCUGUUUUAGAGAAAAGAUGUGAAUAGAGGGGAUUGGGGUAAGUUAACACCCUAGAUUUACUCCCAAUGUGUUGCUCUCUGCAUUCAAUAAUGAGUUUGCUACAAUUUUUAUUGUGGAUUGUAAUUGAAAUCGAAAGAUCGAACACUUUGGGAAUAGGGCUAUAUAGUAAUAAUAAUAAUAAUAUAGGUAUAUUUACCAAGGGAAGCCACUUCAGUUCUGAAAACUGUUCUCCCAGCGGGCCGUGCUAUUAUUAUUACCCCGGCUUUUACCUAGGCGCUUGAAGCAUCCAAGGAAUUUCUUCCUACCGGGUAUCCAUUCACCUCACCUGGGUUGAGUGCAGCACAGUGCGGAUACAUUUCUUGCUGAAGGAAAUUACGCCAUGGCUGAGUAGUCUCCAUCCGUCUUUAUUUUUUCUUGAAUAAAACAUUAAAUGUUAUAAUUAAUUAAAUUAAGUAAUAAGACAAUGAAUAGGGAGCUGCAUGGCUUGGAUGUUAUGCACUAUUUAGGCAAGUCAAUAGAAAUUGUGAUGUAGAAAAAUACAAUAGGUCUACAAUAGUUUAACGGAAAUGCCAAUGAUGUGAAAGAAAAAUGGGACUACGGUCGACCACCGCUACGUACACCUGCCCAUCACAUCUAAUGAAUGUCCCAUGAAGCUGUUCGCUGAUUUACGCACGCAUGACCGGUGACCCUUUCUUGUGGGUAAUGAUAUAUCUCUUUGCGGCUGUCUUAGGACCGAAGAACAUGUUCCAGCCGUGUGUAAGGUCAUGCGUAACUUAAAGGGAUGCUCCGGGCUGGAAAUAAUAUGAUUUUAACCGAUAAAGAAAAAUUAGACAAACAAAACAGUGAAACUUUGAAAAUCAGACAACGAAUAGCAAAGUUGUGGCAUUUCAAAGAUGUUCAUUAUUCCGGUGAAAUAGUCCCAGGCAUGUCUUCAUGAAUAUUUAAUGAGCAGAGCAAAUUGAUGAUGUCAUAUCCUUACUUGUUCUUUUGAAUUUUAUUAUAUGAAAUAAGUUUAUUCAGAUUUUUUCUACCAAGAACAUAAAAAUUUGGAUUGACAACUGAUUUAGUGCAUUGGAUAUUCAUUGCUGCAACCUAUUUCGUUAUAGAGGAGACACAUUAUUUACACAUGCAUGAAAAAAUGAAACAAUUAUGAUUUCAUGUAAUAACAUUAAGGAAAGUGGGGAUGUGACAUCAUCAGCCAAUCUAAUGAAUAUUCCUGAUGACGUGCAUAUACCUAUUUUCACAAAAUAUUGGUAAACAUUAAAAUUCAAUUACUUCGCUAUUUGUUAUCAGAUUUUGAUGAAAUUUUCAGCAUUUUGCCCUGUGAACUUUACUAUAUAUAUUUAUUUAGAUAUAAUAAAUAUUU